UUGGUGGGGGGGUGGGGAGGGCAGGAUUUAGGGUAGGGGCUGGAAAAGAGAGGAAGAUAAUAAACUUUAGCACCUUUUUAUCAGACUGUCUUACACAAAAGGCUACUUGAUUCUGGUUUCCCCUUUCAUUAGAUCACACUCCAAAAAUUCCUUUUUGAGCACUGAUUCUAACAUUCAGAAAUACCUCCUCUUCCCACUGUAUUUUCAUUUAGAACUAUGCUGAUAGAUUAAUACCAUGUUUUAUACAAAGUGCUAGGUUAUUACUGUAAUCAGGGGGAAAUUAUUUUAAAGGGGAACUGUGGCUUUCACUUAGACUUUCAAUCCAGUGAUUACUGUAAACUUUUAGUUACAAAAAAAAAAAUCUGAGAGUUUGCAAUUAAGAAGCUCUGGGGAAACGUUAAGUAAAUUUUAACUUCCCUUUGUUCUUUGGGAGUUUUUGUUGUCCCAGCUCUUUCUAACCUGAAUCUUGAUCUGGAAUGCAUUGUCCUAGGAGAAGAUUCCAUGCAGCGUAGAUGUAAAUACAGCCCCUCUUUCCUGUGUUAUGAAAUGCUGGCAUAUGGAACGAGCAGCCCCCCUUUCCCCAAGGUAAAAGGGGCUGAGCUUUCUUUUCUUUGCGAGAAGCUGAAAGAAGAGUUUGACCUUUGAACUCAGCCUCACACUUCCACGCUGCUUUCAGGAUGAUUAAAUAACCGAGGAUAUUUGCCCGUGUCUUAUGCUUAUUUAUCUCACUUUAAAUGUUGUAAUACUUCACCGUUGAGGUAUUGUCUUUAAAUAUAGCAGGACGAGCCUUUGGGUUGCAGCAGGGCUGCCAUGUGCCAGCUCAGCUCUCACUGGGGACACUCUGCCUUUCCACCCCCCCUCAGAGCCUUCCCACAUCUCAUCUCGGCAUCGUUUGCAGAUUGCUUUUAACUUUUAACCGACUUGGGGGCAUUUCUGAUCACCUCCCCCCCGACUUUCUAAGGUGACUUUAGAAAAAAAAAAGUUUUUCUUCCUGGUGCAUGAAUGCGCUGAGGGGAUUCUGCUGACUACUGUAUGCGUGCUUUGAGAGAGAUGUGACUCAUUCCACUGGAGAUUUGCAACUGAAUACAAAAGUAAGGAAAAGGAUAUGACCAAGCCGUGUAAGAUUCUCAACACAUGUUGUAUUUGAGGAUUACAAAAGCAUUUUUCAGCCUAAAUUUACCUAGGUUUUUAUGUGCUUCUAAACAGAAAGUUGCUCUCUCUAAAUAAUUUGCCUUUAGAAGUCAACUUUUUUUUUUUUUCCCUUCAGUGAAAUUGCCAAAUAGUCUCCUUUUGUUGCUGAUGAAGGGUGUUUAUGCCAAACGUGGGUGUAUGUCAAUGGGAAAAAUACAUAAAAACUUCUACUGUUAUAAUCAUAUGACUUUGGUCAGAGCAUAGUUUAUAGCUUAUCAUAAAUCUAGCACUCUUGAUUCUUCCUCCUUUUUUUUUUUUUUAAGCGGUGUGAUAAGAGCAGACUUUGCAGUUUCAAAGUAGAGCAGUGUACAUGCUGGGAAAAAUGAGUUUGAAAUUAAAAAUAUAGGUGACAUACGUGUUUGGAAACACAAUGAGAUGGAAUUGCUUAUCGGGCUGCCUUGAGGAUUUCAAAAGAAAAGAACAAGAGGAAAUGUGGGUAGAAUAUGCAGGGAAAUCUUUGUAGAUCAGGGUGACUUCAAGACUGGAGCAGAGAACCAUGCAAGCAGAAGUGAAUAAUUGACUGGAUGGUGCUUUUCUAUGUGCUGCAGAUUUUAUGUAACUAAAAGUAUCAAAGUCUGAGUUUGUUUAUGCGCAAUAGGUACACUUGCAUUUCUCACUGUAAUAAAGGGAGUGCAGUGUGCUCUGAUUGAGCUGCAUCAGGGAAACUGAGGCCUUUGUGUUGUGCCUGCACUUUAUUGUGAUAGCAGAGAGCUGGGUGGGUGGAAUCCCGGGGUUCUCCUUUGGUACUCAGGAUAAAGCAAAUUAGAUGUGCUUAGAUUUACACCAGGGACUGGCUCUGGGUACAGAAAAUGAUAUAAAGGAGGCCCAGAGAAGCCUCAAUUUCUGUUCACCUUUCCUGUUUGUUUCUAACUUCUUUUUGUUCUUAGGCUGGUAAACUUGGGCUCUGAAAUUGCCUGUUAGAGAGCUCAGCUUCUUGCAGAUGCCUCCUUCGCUUUUCAGGCCAGCGUGGCCCUGUGCAGCCCAGGCUGUUGGGUGCAUCACGCACACCCCUGCGGCCCACUGGGGAGGGGGAAUGUGAGGCCGAGGAGUUAAAAAGUCUCCAUCAGUCUCGGGGAGAUCUCCCACCUGCAUGGGAGAAGGGAGGCAGCUUUUGGAAGUGCCCGUUUCUGUCACUUUUCUAUUUUAGUACCUUCAGAUGCUGCUCCAGGGGAUGACUGAGCUACAAGUAAAUGUCUUUUCCCUGGACUCUGUUCCUUCUUCCAUAUUUCAAGACUGCCUUUUGCAAGCACCUAAUUGUGGUUGUGUUUGAGAGUGACUACUUCCCAGUGCCCUGCAGAGGACAGGGAUCAGGCAGUGCUCUGUUCUUCCAAGGGGCAGCACUUUGAGCUGUGCUGGGUGAGAGCUGGGUUCGGGCUUGAAGCCAGGUGAGAGCGCUAAGGGCACACUAAUGGCCUUAACAAAAGGAACUCCUUGGAAGUGACCACUUCUCUCAGAUUCAGGAGUAAAAUAAUCUCUUUUCCUGUUAUUUCACCUAUGCUGCCCAAAGGGAUGCAACUUGCCUGUAAUUGGUACAGAGGAACUCCUGGCUCUUGAGUAAUAAGGAAUUAAGUCUAAUUUGGUGAACUGAAUUUACCACUUCUUUGUAGUUGUGGCUGUUGGAGAGACCUUACAUCCCUCUGCCAAGAAGUAAAAAAGUCAAAUUUGCUUUUAAAGUCUCUGAAAAUACCUUCUUUUAAAUGAAAACCAAGACUAAACAUACAAGGCAGUCUGUGUAAGGUGAGACUGACUCAACAAUAAAAAUGUAUCACUCAUUCCACCGAGAGCCUUUACCUGCUGUGGAGAGAACAAUAAACUGUUUUGUAAGGUAAGGGGUCAUUGCCAGUUUAAGUGCGUGUAACUUCUUGAUUUAAUGAAGUUGCAUCAUCCUGCAGCAGUGGUGAAAUGUGUCCCAGACUUAUUUAAAAUAGGAUUAUUCUUGUUUCUUUCAGCUCUUCUCCAACAGGUAUUGGCCACUUCUGUUGUCUAGAGUACACUUUGGUUUUGUGGCUCCUGAGAAUAUGUUCUGAGAGUAUAUUCUCUCCUAAUCAGAGCGAAAAAGGAAAAAAAUCUGGCAGUUUGAGCAGUCCUUCUGAACUUUAAAAGUCAAUACUUACUUGUAGUACUUCCUCCUUUAAUGCCAAGAAUUAGUCUCUUUUAUAUUUGCUCUUGCUCAGUGGAGGAAAAACAUGUGCAGAAUGCUGCAAGCUUAUACGUUGCCUGCUUUAAAAGGCCUAAUUACAUCCUUUGAUAGAAGAGGCAUUCAGCUCUCGGAGGAGACACUCAGCUCAUCCAUCCUCUGCCAAACCCCUGGUAGACAUACAGCCUUCAAGAAAAAGGGACUCCAGGAAAAGGUUUUUGAGAGAAAGAGGAUAUCCUUUGUUUUUAUUAGUAUAGAUGUCUGAGAUGGGGGAGGGAGUUUUCCUAAUAUUGUUCAUUAUUAACUAUGAGUUAUUUUCCACUGGUGAUUAAAAUCCUGUUUGCGAGGCUUCAGGGGGAAAAUGACUCGUGUGUGUGUGUGUCUGUUUUAUCUGACUGCAAAAGGGCUUUCAACACAAAAUCUUUCUGAAGUGUGUGUGCAGAAAUGCUUGGAUAAUAACAGUCUCGAAUUCUCAGUAUGCCUCACUCUGGUUAUGUUCUUGUGAAUUGUUUUAGGAUCAUUGUGUUGGAAAUCUCUGGUGGGGUUAGAAGGAACUAUAACUGAGCGUGUCUCUUAGAGGGGAUAAAAAGGAUAAGCCAUGAAAGAGUUUAAGUUUAGGAUAAGUUUGAGAUCUUCAAGCCCGAAGGAUGAAGACUAAUGAGGGGGACUUCAAUUUGCAGAUGGAGGGAGUGGAAAUUCCAGUUUAGGGUCAUCUUUUAUGUUCUCUUUUCAACCUGAACAUCUUCGUUUUGAUCUUUCCUGCAACUGAAACAAACAACUCUCUUCCUCCCCUUCCUCCCCCUGAAUCUCCAUUUCCUUUACAAGUGCCGGUGUUAGUUCUUUAUCAGGCUGAACUGUUAACAAAGUAUAAAAACAGUUUUGUGCUUGCACAGUUGGUAUAAGAGGCUCGGUGUGCACGAGAAGCAGCCCUGGGAUCGCUCACGUGCUCCUCCUAACACAGAACGCUCUGGGAAGUUGUGUGAAAUGAUCUACUGUUAGAGAUGGGAGUAGCUCUUUCCCUCCCUAGAAAGCAGCAGAAUGCCCAGUAAUGAGGGAUAAUUCUUGUUUUCUGUGCUGCCUGGCACAGGCAGGUUUGAUCUGGGCUGACUUCAAGAACUUUCCGGUGUUGUCACUGGAGCCGUGGGCAUUGGACACUUGUAUUCUUUGAGAAAUAAGGUCAUGGUCUGUGGAGCAAAUAGUGCAUCAUCUUCCCUAGGAUCAGGCUGUCCCUGUGUCAGAGGGGGUGGCAGAGGGUUUGUGCCCGAGGAGGAAAGCCCCUCCUGCCCCGAGUGUGCCACGCGCCUUUCCGCUGAAGCGCGCAGAGGAAGUCCCGCGGUUGCCAUAAACCCCAGCUACCUGCAGAGACAAACCCCAAGUGUCACGCCGUGGACUUUGGAAAAGUGACUCACCUUUUGGGACAGUCGGUGCUGGAGUUUCCUUGUGGCACUGAACUUGGCCUUGAGUGUAUUUUACCCAAUGCAACUAUUUGAAAAGUUUGUGCAACAAAACUAAGUGCAACGGACUGUAUCUGUAGACUUGAAAAAUCUGAAGAAACAAUCCAAAAGAAAACCUCAUCCCAUCACUGAGAGAAUCUUUGGAUGCUUUUACUGGGAUGUGUGCAAGCACAUAAAGCUGAAGAAGAAACAAUUUUCUGCUGGUGGAAAAAAAAAAUUAAAAAUAAUUUUCCCGGCAGAGGUUUUCCAGCUGAGCAGACUUUUGAGCACAUGUUGGAGAACUCCACAAGUGUCCUUACUGUGAUCAGGGAGCACCCCCAGAGAAGUGCAGGCUGCCUUUAAGGGAUGUAAAAGGGAGCAGAAGGGAGGAAAGAUGCCCACGCAGCCUCUCCUGGCAUACAUGGACGGACCCGAGGGAAUCGCCAGCGCCGUGGGAGCCCAGAUGGAGACCAGCGACGCCUCCAUGACCAUCAAAGGAACCAACACCAUCUCCUACAAAAGCCUGCAGGAGAAGUUCCUGCUGCAGGCCGAGGGCUGCAUGCCCCUGGACUGCAUGUUCUGUGACGAGACUUUCAAGCACCCCGAGGAGCUGGGCAAGCACGUGUUGACUGAGCACAGGCCCACGCUGUGCGAGCCGGCCGUGCUCAGGGUGGAGGCCGAGUAUCUCAGCCCUCUGGAUAAGUGUCAGGUAAGAACCAGCUCGCCCUCACCGAGCAACGAGCAGGACAGCGAGGAGCUGAGCUGCAAAGUUUGUGGGCAAACGUUUGAUAAAGCUUUUGACAUUGAGGCGCACAUGAAAAAGCAUAAAGAUUCUUUCACUUAUUGGUGUAAUGUUUGUGGGCGAAGAUUUAAAGAGCCCUGGUUCCUCAAAAAUCAUAUGAGAACGCACACUGGAAAACCUGGUUCUAGAAACAAGCAUCAGCAAGGUUCUGAAGGCCCCAUAACAAUAAAUGAGGUGGUGCAGGAGCAUGUAACUGAAAAUGUAACGUCACCUUACAAAAUUUGUAUGGUUUGUGGUUUCCUAUUUCACAAUAAAGAGACUCUAAUUGAGCACAGUAAAGUGCAUACCAAAGAAUCAGUUCCCAACGGUGAAAGCCCCCAAGUGACUGCUGAAGUCAAUGCAGAAGAAACAUCUCAAAACCAGGAGUUUUUCCAAUUCUUGAACUUAAGACCAAAUUCAGUUCCAGAAAAGGACAAACUGCAGAAGCUCGCCAAGUGGAUCGCUGAGCUGGAUCCUUUCACCACCUAUCAAGCAUGGCAGCUGGCUACCAAAGGUAAAAUUGCAGUUGGCCACGGGCAGAUUAAAGAGCCUGGGCAAGAAGGAAGUACAGACAACGAUGAGUCAUCUUCAGAUAAAGAAGAACUCUGUGAAAUUUGGAAUGCAAAUAAAGGUAGCCAGGCUGAAACUACAGGGAAGUCAAAGGUAAAUAAAAACAGCAGUUUCACAGGGAAUGGUAACUUAACCCAGGACAAACUGAAACAUCCCGCUGGUGAAGUGCCUUCUAUGGAGAUGGAUUCUAAAUCAUCCCAGAACAAAGAGAAGCCAACCCACUGCUCUGAGUGUGGGAAAGCCUUCAGGACGUACCACCAGCUGGUCCUUCACUCCAGAGUGCACAAGAGGGACCGGCGGGGUGAUGGGGAGACUUCCACUGCUGCCAGGACCUACUGCGCCGACAUCAUCGGGAACCUGGAGGAGAACGGGGCAGCAGAGAGGAUGGAGGGAGGCUCUGAGGAUGGCUCUGAGGAUGGGCUUCCAGAAACAAUUAAUUUAGAUAAAAAUGAAGACAGUUUGGAAAGAACAAAAGUUAAAACCCUUGGAACCUCCAGAGAAUGCAGCUACUGUGGAAAGUAUUUUCGCUCCAAUUAUUACCUCAAUAUUCAUCUCAGAACUCAUACAGGUGAAAAGCCGUACAAAUGUGAAUUCUGCGAGUAUGCAGCAGCCCAGAAGACUUCCCUGAGGUAUCAUUUAGAGAGACACCACAAGGACAGGCACGGUGACAGUGCAGCUGAUGGGAAGGGUGACAGCAAAGGUUCCCUGCGGGGUCAGGAGACGGCGCUGUCGCUGGCUGCUGAUGCUGCUCCAGAAACCAAAAAUCUCAAGAGGCUUUUCGAUGGUGCCAAAGAUGCUGAGAGCUGCCCACCUGCCAAGCAGCAAAAGGAAGUUCUGUCCUUGAGCAACGCAAUGGGCAGCACAGUCUUUUUAAAAGUAAAGAACAAUCCCAGGGAAUCGAACAAAGGUUCUGUUUGUGGCGGUUUGAGUCAAGGACCUGAGAACGUGCCCGCUCCUUUCCCAGAGAAACUAAAGGCUGAGAAGGAAACCAAGGAAGCUCAGCCUAAAAGAGAGAGAAAGGCUUCUGUGGCAUCAGAGGAAGAUGAUGUCCAGUACAUCUGUGCUUUUAUUGGUGGGAAAAAUGUGAACAAUAUGCAAGAAUGCACUGAGAACUACAAACGCAGACCCGUCGUGGACUGUCACGAGCAGCCCUUGGACUUAUCCAGUAAGACUUCCCAGGAGUGUUCAGUGAUUGCAAGCAGAGGCCCGCUGGCCCCCAGCACCUGCCCCUUCUGUACCUACAGGACAUUUUACCCCGAGGUCCUCAUGAUGCACCAGAGGCUGAUGCACAAGUACAACCCUGACACCGUUAACAAGAACGGCUACAGGAGCAAGGCCGUGGCCAAGGCCCGGCGCACGGGCUGCCCCCCGGCCCUGCUGGGCAAGGACGUGCCUCCUCUGCCUCUCCAUCCCAGUAAAAACAAGGCUCCCGCAAAUCCACAGCCAAAGCCACUGCAGACGGGGAAGGCCAAGCAGUGUGCCCCUCCUCAGAACAAAGCCCCUCUCUUCUCCGCGAGCGAGUCGAGCAGUACAGCCCCGAGUAACCUCAAGUUUCAUAAACAGCAAAGCAACAUUGGAGCUCAGGCAAACAACUACAGACAACCUCAGCAAGAAGAAGUGCACUCCAGUUUCAGGAUCUCUCCAGUACUGGACAGAGUAAAAAAAUCUGAAUAUAAAAUCAAAGUUCUGGGUGCCCCAGUGACUCAGUCUGGUCUGGUCAGCAGCAGCGUGAAUGGGGUUCUGGAGUCUCACCUCAGUGAACCUGGCUGGGCUUGCCAGCGAGGGAGAGACUAUCUCUGUAGUAAAUCCGGGAGCAAUGCAAGCCUGGACUAUGGAGAAACCUCUUCCAAACGGAUGAAACCCUCUGUGGUGGCUGUGGAGCACCUGGACUCUCCUCUGGCCAAUUACAGGAGAUACGAAAUGAGCAGAUUUCGGGUUGCAAACAGAUAUGCAAAUCUGCUACCUCAGGAAUACCCUCGCACCAAACCCACAUCCUCUGUUCUGCCAAGCAAGCAAGGGCUCCUCAGAGCAGACGAUGGUGAUCCCCCCAAUGGACUGACUGCUCUCAAACCUUACGAGCCAUACAGCUGUGGAUCCCUUUAUGCUGCUUGUGGAUCUAGCAACGGCCAAGUCACCAGCUCGACAGGAGAAGGAAAGAGAUCAGUGUCAUACCAACACUUACCCAGCAGCCUGCUGCAGAAGAGAAGUUACGAGCCCUUUGUGGGGAGCACACCCUUCAGACCCAGUGACAAGAAGAACUGAAUCACUCGAGAAUGGUGUAAGGACACAAGUGCAUAUUCCAUGGAGUUAUUCCUGCAGUUCAUCCCCUGAGGAAGAGAAAAUGGUGAAAGCUACUGAACUAAGCUGUGAUUGUACUGUAUAUAGAAACACUACAGUUUUAUAAUAUUGGUUCUUUUAACAUUUUGUACCAAAUAGCCAUACAAAAGUAGUCUAAACAGUUGGGUUAUGAAGGUGUGUGGAGAAUGUAUAUCUUGACCUUGACUUUUGAGUAUUUUUCAUUAGAAUUAAUUGACCAAAUAUUAGGUAGGAGUUCUAUUUUUACAUACUUGAGCGCUGCUGAAGAGUUUCUCUUGGAAAGAAUAUAUAUCGUUGCACCUCAGGUAAACUGUAAAUAUUGAAGUUGAAAAUCCUGUUGGCGUAAUGCUCCUUUUUCAUAAAAGUGAAAGUUUCUCAUCUGUUGGGUUUUUUUUUUCCCUGUUGAACUGUUAGUUUUUUUAAAGUUCCAAAUAAACUGUCUGAAACUGUCCGGUUGAUAAAUGUCGUGAACAUUAAAGCAACGGUGCUGACAUUGAUCUGCCUUGGCUGGGUGAGGACCAGGCCGUGCUGGAGGGCUCUGCUGCUCUGGGGUUCUUUCCAGCUUUUAAAUGCAAGCAUGAGGCAAUACUUGACAUUUUGGAUUUCCUGAAAUGUGGCUGGAUUCUUCUCUUGGCACUGGUUGCUGUUCUUCAGAGAAGCCUCUUAAAAACACCUCUGCCACCAUCCAAACAGAAAAUCCCUGGGACUCGCUUGAGAAACAAUAAUAAUCUCCAUGUUCAAAUGUUUGGUUCUGUACUAAGCUCCACACAGACACAUUUCAAGAAAAAAACUCCUUUGCACCUUUGUCCAAAGCUGUAAAGUCUCGGUAAGAGCCUUGAAGUAUGAAUUUGGGUUCUGCAGACUGCAAAAGGGAUGUGGCUGUGAUGGAGCCUGCUUGACUGUGCUUGGAAGCUUCUUGAUGUCAAGUUUUAGCAUCUACUGGGUGUUUAAAAUGAGUGAGAAAUAACCUGUAAAUGGGAGAAUAUCUCCUUUUAUUUUUUUGUGAAGACAACAAGAGUUUUUUCUAAUGCACACGCAGUUUAAUUUUUGUAAAGGGAAGAUGGCCAGUUACCAGCCAGUAAAGCAGAACUGUUGCAUUUUUUAACUUGCCUUCCUCGUUUCUUCUCAUGAAGUUGUAGUUAAGAGUUAAUUCCUUCUGUACCUGGCUUUGACUUCCAUAUAUUUUAGUAAAACAAAACAAUUAAAUAUUUUGCACUGUUUGUUUUUCCUCUCUUCCCUCUUACAGCAAAUGUAAAAUAGCAGAACCUCUAGAAACUCUUGUUUUUUCAUUAUGCAACGUGAGAUGUUCCAGUUGUCUUAGUUCCUGUUCGUGGGACUGGUUUUAAUGUCUCUGUAAACUGGCAAUGGAAUGAAGUGCUGUGUAUCAGGAAAUUGUACACUAUUGACCUGUUUUCCUGUUCAUAAGCUGAGCCAUAUGUACAUAAUCUAGAUUUUUGUUUUCCUAGUUUUGCACUUUUAUAGGCUAUUUUUUGAAGAUGAAUUCACUUGGAAAAGGGUUAAUCUAUUUUUGUGUGUGAUCUCUCCCUGUCCCGGAGGUGCAGGGCUGUGCCACCCGGGGCAGGGCUGCUUUUUAACGUGUUGCAGCAAACAGACCUAAGGCUUGUUUGUUUUUUAAUCUCCCUUCAUGCUGGUACAGUUUCCCUCAAGGCUUUUUUUGGGGUUGGAAUGGAAAAAUGGACCUGAAGACUCCAUUCCAUGGCAGCAUCACCACACUUUGCCCAUCAGUAUUAACUAUUGGGAUACUACUGGUUUUGUAUGUUCCUUUGGAAAUAACAGUGCAUAUAUAGAGGUACAAAUUGUUGAUUUUUUUUUCCCUUUUUUUUUCCUUUUUUAAAUGUAUUUAUUUCAUUCCAUUUUGUUCUAUUUUAAUUGUUGGACCCGGAAGUCGGCAAGCAGCAGGCACACAUUACUCAUUUAAUUUAUGAUGUAUUUCACUUUAGUUGAGUAUAUUAUUACAUGUGGAUGUAAAUAUAGACUUGGUGUUUUGCAAAA
Motacilla alba alba is the source of this 10441-nucleotide messenger RNA. RefSeq names its product zinc finger protein 217 (gene ZNF217). Gene Ontology annotation, biological process: regulation of DNA-templated transcription. Lineage: Eukaryota; Metazoa; Chordata; Aves; Passeriformes; Motacillidae. Gene Ontology annotation, molecular function: DNA-binding transcription factor activity, RNA polymerase II-specific; RNA polymerase II cis-regulatory region sequence-specific DNA binding. The record is from RefSeq and is a predicted model, not a curated record. The transcript has 6 exons. Bases 5156 to 8374 code for a protein of 1072 amino acids. Gene Ontology annotation, cellular component: nucleus.